Molecule: messenger RNA, 2789 nt
Organism: Daphnia carinata
Lineage: Eukaryota; Metazoa; Arthropoda; Branchiopoda; Diplostraca; Daphniidae
Exons: 10
Coding region: 97-2724 (875 amino acids)
Biological process (GO): translation
Cellular component (GO): ribosome; membrane; cytosolic small ribosomal subunit
Molecular function (GO): S-adenosylmethionine-dependent methyltransferase activity; structural constituent of ribosome; RNA binding
Source: RefSeq, a predicted model, not a curated record
AGCAGACGAAAAUUUCAUCAGUCUCUUUCUACAUCUUCUCGUGAAUAAUGAUGCUCCAAUCGAUUGUCACCUUACGGCACAGUAAAUGAACAAACCAUGAUUGAGAGGUGUACUAAAAAGCGUAUGCUCAUCUCCAUCGUCCUUCUCAUUGGAUUGUCUGUUGCAAUUGUUCUUCUGGAACAUCACCUGACACAGAGUUCACAUCACGCUUCCCAUUUCCACGCCAAUUACUCUGGCAAUCAAACUGGCACGCUAUGUUGGUUGACUGAAAAGGUCACUGUAUUGGAAGAUUGUCACCCAUGCACAGAUUUCGAAAAGAAUAGCCAGACUGUUGCAUCCUGUGUUUCCACCGGGUAUAAGGAGAAGGUUCGCUGUGAAACGUCUGGUGACACUUUAAGGAGCUGUGAAAGAGUCUUAUGGCUAGAAGAACGGCGAUUUUGGACACUGGAAAUCGUCAGUCUUGUCCUUGGUGCAAAAGUCAAUCCUGAUCUCGCUUUAUUAACUACUCUACCUCUGUUGGUGGUGGCUGAAUCUGAGACUUUCUCCCGCCUCACCGUGUCCGGUCUGGCAGCAGUCAGCCGACACUUGAUGAAAGAAUCACAUGAUCCGGUGGUGGUUAAAUCCCUAGGAUUUCGUGGUAAUUGUUUGCAGGCACCAGCCGAGUGUUCCAUUUGGACAUCGUUUUGCGAAGUGCAGAUGGUUCAAUCGACCAUCCUUUUCCUGACCCAGCAGCAAAAACAGGAUGUGGUCGAAAUCCCUGCUGUCUUAGCCAAACUGGAGGAGCACAUGAAGCAGCCCAUCCGUAUGCAUAACGUCGUCAAACGAUGCCAAAAGGAUCAGCCUCAAUCAGCUGGUCAACUGAAACAAGAAGAAGUUCAAAAAUUGGCUGGAUCGUUGCUGGACCACUGUUACGUAGAAGGACCUGACAUGACGCUGGCCGAUCUCCUUCUCUUUCCUUGCAUCAUCCUAUUGGCUGAUCGUCUGUCUGAGCUCGGUGUCCAAUUGGCCGACCAUUUGCCUCGAGUCAGUGCAUGGCUAACGACAAUGAAACCUGUGGUAAGUCAAGCGUGGAACAAGACAAUGGGCGAAAAACAAUUUCCAGAUAUCGGAUCGCUGAGAAUUCAACCGCAACCGAAAGUCAAAAUCCCGCGUGUCAAAGAAAUCAGCCUGUACAAGAAGGAUACCGCCCGUCGUACAGGUUCAAUGGGUAACUUGAGCUCCGAAGAGAUAGCAAGGGUUAUCGACCUGUUGAAAAGACAAAGACUGAUGUGGCUGGACGAUGAUAAUGGAGCUCGUGUGACCACUGAGCUGCCCGAGGGACUUAUUAGCCACAUUGACGUCGAUGCUUGCUCAGAUUUCACAGCUAACAUUGACUGGGCGUCUUUGCCCGAUCCGGCCCACCCUCAACAAGGGCAUGUUCCUGGAUCUCGUGUUGAUAGAAAGAUCCAGCAGUUGGAUGGCAUGGCGACAGCCGUCAUUGAUGCUGUUUCAGAGGGGGACGUUGUUGUUGAUUUUUGCUCUGGUGGUGGCCAUUUGGGCAUUAUAUUGGCCUAUCUUUUACCUCGAUGCCAUGUCGUAAUGGUCGAUAACAAAGAAGAGUCUGUACGCAAUGCCCGACGUCGAGUUGCACAAUUGAUGUUAAACAACGUGACCGUCAUUCAAAGCAAUUUGGACUAUUUUCGUGGACGUUUUGAUUUAGGCGUUGCGUUGCACGCUUGUGGAGUUGCUACUGAUCUUGUCCUGCAUACCUGUUUGGCCCAACGGGCUGCCUUUGUCAUUUGUCCAUGUUGCUAUGGCAAUUUGGCUCACCCAGAUUUACCUGUACAAUAUCCACAAAGUGAAUUGUAUUGCAGUCGAGGUGUAUCGACCGAGGAUUUCUCCGUUUUGGCUCGAAUGGCUGAUCACAUCACACCGAGUGGUCGGUUGGCCAUGGCUGCUGCUCGCGGACCCAAGAAGCAUUUGAAGCGUUUAGCCGCGCCGAAAUCAUGGAUGUUGGAUAAAUUGGGUGGUGUUUUCGCCCCCAGACCAAGCACUGGCCCACACAAGCUGAGGGAAUCACUCCCCAUGGUUGUCUUCCUUCGCAAUCGUCUCAAGUAUGCCUUGAACAAUUCCGAAGUUACCAAGAUCGUCAUGCAGAGGCUUAUCAAAGUCGACGGUAAAGUCCGCACCGACUCCAACUAUCCAGCUGGAUUCAUGGAUGUCAUCACCAUUGAGAAAACUGGUGAGUACUUCCGCCUUGUCUAUGAUGUUAAGGGACGCUUUGCCAUCCACAGAAUCACUGCUGAGGAGGCUAAGUACAAGCUCUGCAAAGUUCGUCGUGUUCAAGUUGGCCCCAAGGGAAUCCCUUUCAUCACUACACACGAUGGCCGUACCAUCCGUUACCCCGACCCGUUGGUCAAAGUGAACGACACCAUCCAAUUGGACAUCGCCUCCAACAAGAUCAUGGACUUCAUCAAGUUUGAUUCUGGCAACCUGUGCAUGAUCACUGGUGGCCGUAACUUGGGGCGAGUCGGAACCAUCAUCAACCGUGAACGUCACCCUGGUUCCUUCGAUAUUGUGCACGUUAAGGAUGCCCUUGGACACACCUUUGCCACCAGAUUGAACAACGUCUUCAUUAUUGGAAAGGGUAGCAAGGCCUACAUUUCUCUGCCUCGCGACAAGGGAGUUAAGCUUAGCAUUGCUGAGGAAAGGAACAAGCGUCUGGCCGCUAAAGCCGCCGCCUAAAUGACUUAUUUCGAAGCUGAAGCCGUGUGUAAUUUCCACCCGAUGAAUACAUGGCGUUGGCUGUA